AUGGCUAGAGUAUUGCCCAGGCGCAGGAGGGAAGAAGGGCAUGUUCCCCAUCGGCAAGCAGGCCGCCCGACCCGCCUCUUCAAGUCCACCGGCAAGUGCCCCCACGCUGGCGUCCCCCUCCCCUCCUUGUCGCAGGGCCUCGACCUAGAUGAGAAGAAGGCUUCAUCCCUUGGUCGGGUGCUCGACGAGCAGCGCAAUCGGAUGCAGAGGCUUCAUGCCGAGGUGCACAGAUCUCAAUGUGAAACAGACGGACAAGAUAAUGAGCACCGUGGAGCUCGAGCUACAGAGGAACUUUGCCGCCAGAAAUUUGCUUUCCGCACCAAAGGCUUCCCAAGCCCUAGCGACGUGCCCUACUCGCUCUCGGCCAGCAACGAGCUCGUCCUCUUGGGAUGCGACGUGCAGGCGGCGAUGCUCGGGCACCUCAACAGCAACGACAAUGGCCCAGACAUCCUCAGCGGAUGUGUCUCCUUCUGCAAUUUUGACUUGGAUGAAGACCCUGACGUUGGCCACAUCGUCCGCCGAGGGAGAGACCGAGAAGGACAUGGCCGGCGCCGGAACCCAAACGACAAGUACUGCCACGGCAUGGGCUGCUGCCAGACACACAUCUCCCAGGACUCCACAGGCGGCAUGCCCAAGCAGUUGAGUGUGGGCUGGCUCCAUGACCAGAACGAGUUCGCCAAUAAGACGUUGUCGCCUGCGCUCGUGUUCGUCGCAGAGGAGGGGUGGUUCGAUGAACUCGGUUUUUCCGGUAUGCUAGGCCCCUAUAAGCAGCCGCCGUCCAGGGCCAUACAGGAGGUCCCCAUUAUUCUACAGUGGGAAAUCUUAUCUGAUAAACCCAACUGUACUACAUCCACCAACAUGUGCAAGAGCAAGCACAGCCGCUGCAAGCAGGGGAACAGAGGCUAUACAUGCCACUGUGAGGAUGGCUACAACGGCAACCCCUACGCCGCCAACGCUGGCCAGGGAUGCAAAGCUCCGGAUGCAGGCCGCCACAAGUCCAUGAUUAUAGGUGAGUCCACCACAGUUAGCGUUGGAGCUGGGCUUGCGAGUGCUGGGGGGCUCAUAGUUUCAGUUCUUGUUGGAUGGUUCAUUUCCAGCAAAGCUAAACACCAAAAGGCACAAAUGUUGAAGCGAAAGUUCUGUGACCAAAAUCGUGGACAGCUUUUGCAACAAUUGGUUUCACAGAGAGCUGAUAUUUCUGAAAGGAUGAUCAUACCCUUAGAAGAGCUAGAGAAGGCAACCAACAAUUUUGAUAAAGCUCUUGAGCUUAGUGGUGGAGGGCAUGGUACAGUCUAUAAAGGGAUUUUGUCAGACCUCCAUGUGGUAGCCAUCAAGAAGCCAAAGAAGAUUAUUCAAAGGGAGAUUGAUGAGUUCAUUAAUGAGGUUGCUAUACUAUCACAAAUCAAUCACCGAAAUGUGGUAAAACUUUAUGGUUGUUGCCUUGAAACAGAAGUACCAAUGUUGGUCUACGAGUUCAUAUCCAAUGGAACCCUUUUUGAUCAUCUUCACAUCGAUGGACCAAGAUCAUUAUCAUGGGAGGACAGGCUUCGGAUCGCAGUUGAAAGAGCCAAAUCUCUGGUCUAUCUUCACUCUACAGCUUCAAUGCCCAUCAUUCAUAGAGACGUCAAGUCAGUUAACAUACUUUUGGAUAACACUCUCACAGCAAAGGUAGCAGACUUUGGAGCUUCAAGAUAUAUUUUAGUGGAGAAAUCGGGGUUAACAACAAUGGUUCAAGGUACAAUAGGAUAUUUGGACCCUAUGUAUUUCUACACAGGGCGACUCACGGACAAAAGUGAUGUCUACAGCUAUGGUGUCAUGCUCGUAGAACUCCUGACUCGACGGAAACCAUUUUCAUAUCUGUCUUCUAAAGGUGAAGGCCUUGUUGCACACUUUGUUGCAUUGUUUGAGGAGGGUAAUUUGUCACAGAUAUUAGGUCCACAAAUUACAGAUGAGGGAGGCAAAGAAGUUGAAGAAACAGUUGCACUUGCGGUAGCAUGUACAAAAUUAAGAGGGGAGGACCGUCCAACCAUGAGGCAAGUUGAGCUGACACUUGAAGGUCUUCGACCAUCCAAGGAGUAUAAUAUUUUACAUGAAUUUGGCACCAACAAACUUCAGAACAGUGGCGUCGCUAUAAAUUCUCCAUCAACCAUAGAUGGGAGAAGCAUUGACGGACCGACUAGACAGUACAGUAUGGAAGAAGAGUUGGCCAUGUCUUCAAGCAAUCCUCGGUUGUACUAUUGA
Molecule: messenger RNA, 2241 nt
Organism: Triticum dicoccoides
Lineage: Eukaryota; Viridiplantae; Streptophyta; Magnoliopsida; Poales; Poaceae
Product: wall-associated receptor kinase 3-like
Exons: 4
Coding region: 1-2241 (746 amino acids)
Biological process (GO): cell surface receptor signaling pathway; protein phosphorylation
Cellular component (GO): plasma membrane
Molecular function (GO): ATP binding; protein serine/threonine kinase activity
Source: RefSeq, a predicted model, not a curated record